This is a messenger RNA of Propithecus coquereli (Coquerel's sifaka), 8229 nucleotides long. It is a transcript of the gene ATP2A2, whose product is annotated as ATPase, Ca++ transporting, cardiac muscle, slow twitch 2. The record is from RefSeq and is a predicted model, not a curated record. Gene Ontology annotation, biological process: intracellular calcium ion homeostasis; regulation of cardiac muscle contraction by calcium ion signaling; calcium ion transmembrane transport. Lineage: Eukaryota; Metazoa; Chordata; Mammalia; Primates; Indriidae. Bases 565 to 3693 code for a protein of 1042 amino acids. The transcript is spliced from 20 exons. Gene Ontology annotation, molecular function: ATP hydrolysis activity; ATP binding; P-type calcium transporter activity involved in regulation of cardiac muscle cell membrane potential. Gene Ontology annotation, cellular component: membrane.
GGCAGCGGCCGAUAAAUGCUAUUAGAGCAGCCGCCGCGGAGCCGUCCCCGACGCCACCUCCUUCUCCUCCGCCGCAGUUUCCUUCGCCGCUGUCGGGGGCGCGGAGCUGAGGGACCUGGGCGAGCGCGCUCCGCACUGCCCCGCCGGCUGGCCUCCCUUGCUCCGUCCCGCCCUCAGGGGUCGGCCGUGCGCCCCCUCCUCCGGCCCGGGCGGGGCCGCGAUUCACCUCAGGAGAGCGGGGAGGGGGCUCGGGGCCGCGGCCUGCGCUCCCGGCGGGCGGUUGAGGGCGAAGGAGGCCCUCCCUUCUGACGAGGGGAGGGAGGGUCGGGAGCCCCCCCACCCACCCGGCAGCCAGGGCCGGGCUGCCAGAGGGGCGGUCGUCUGGGGGAGGGGGCGCGGGGUGAUUCAGCGCCCGGCGAGGCGGAAGCGGCCGGAGGAGGAGGAGGGGGAGAAGCCAGUCCGCGCCUGGGCGCCCGGGGUGGCACGAGCCCGCGGCCCGAGUGCGAGGCCGAGGCCAGGAGGCCGCGGGGACGGGAGGUGAGGCCGGUCCGGCCCCCCGAAGCCAUGGAGAACGCGCACACAAAGACGGUGGAGGAGGUGCUGGGCCACUUCGGCGUCAAUGAGAGCACCGGGCUGAGCCUGGAGCAGGUCAAGAAGCUCAAAGAGAAAUGGGGCUCCAACGAGUUACCUGCUGAAGAAGGAAAAACCUUGCUGGAACUUGUGAUUGAGCAGUUUGAAGACUUACUAGUUAGAAUUUUAUUACUGGCAGCAUGUAUAUCUUUUGUUUUGGCUUGGUUCGAAGAAGGUGAAGAAACAAUUACAGCCUUUGUAGAACCUUUUGUAAUUUUACUUAUAUUAGUAGCCAAUGCAAUUGUGGGUGUAUGGCAGGAAAGAAAUGCUGAAAAUGCAAUUGAAGCCCUCAAGGAGUAUGAGCCUGAAAUGGGCAAAGUAUAUCGACAGGACAGAAAGAGUGUACAGCGGAUUAAAGCUAAAGACAUAGUUCCUGGUGAUAUUGUAGAAAUUGCUGUUGGUGACAAAGUUCCUGCUGAUAUAAGAUUAACUUCCAUCAAAUCUACAACUCUAAGAGUUGACCAGUCGAUUCUCACAGGUGAAUCUGUCUCUGUCAUCAAGCACACUGACCCUGUCCCUGACCCACGGGCUGUCAACCAAGAUAAGAAGAACAUGCUCUUUUCUGGUACAAACAUUGCGGCUGGGAAAGCUAUGGGAGUGGUAGUGGCAACUGGAGUUAACACUGAAAUUGGCAAGAUCCGGGAUGAAAUGGUGGCAACAGAACAGGAGAGAACACCUCUUCAGCAGAAACUAGAUGAGUUUGGGGAACAGCUUUCCAAAGUCAUAUCCCUUAUUUGCAUUGCCGUCUGGAUCAUAAACAUUGGGCACUUCAAUGACCCAGUUCACGGAGGCUCCUGGAUCAGAGGUGCUAUUUACUACUUUAAAAUUGCAGUGGCGUUGGCUGUAGCAGCCAUUCCUGAAGGUCUGCCUGCUGUUAUCACCACCUGCCUGGCUCUUGGAACUCGCAGAAUGGCAAAGAAGAAUGCCAUUGUUCGAAGCCUCCCUUCUGUGGAAACCCUCGGUUGUACUUCUGUUAUCUGCUCAGACAAGACUGGUACACUUACAACAAACCAGAUGUCAGUCUGCAGGAUGUUCAUUCUGGACAGAGUUGAAGGUGAUACUUGUUCCCUUAAUGAGUUUACCAUAACUGGAUCAACAUAUGCACCUAUUGGAGAAGUGCAUAAAGAUGAUAAGCCAGUAAACUGUCACCAGUAUGAUGGGCUUGUAGAAUUGGCAACAAUUUGUGCUCUUUGUAAUGACUCUGCCUUGGAUUACAAUGAGGCAAAGGGUGUGUAUGAAAAAGUUGGAGAAGCUACAGAGACUGCUCUAACUUGCCUGGUAGAGAAGAUGAAUGUAUUUGAUACCGAAUUGAAGGGUCUUUCUAAAAUAGAACGUGCAAAUGCCUGCAACUCGGUCAUAAAACAGCUGAUGAAAAAGGAAUUUACUCUAGAGUUUUCACGUGAUAGAAAAUCAAUGUCGGUUUACUGUACACCAAACAAACCAAGCAGGACAUCAAUGAGCAAGAUGUUUGUGAAGGGUGCUCCUGAAGGUGUCAUUGACAGGUGCACCCAUGUUCGAGUUGGAAGUACCAAGGUCCCUCUGACCCCAGGAGUCAAACAGAAGAUCAUGUCUGUCAUUCGGGAGUGGGGUAGCGGCAGCGACACACUACGAUGCCUGGCCCUGGCCACUCACGACAACCCGCUGAGAAGAGAAGAGAUGCACCUUGAGGACUCUGCCAACUUUAUUAAAUAUGAGACCAAUCUGACGUUUGUCGGCUGUGUGGGCAUGCUGGACCCCCCAAGGAUUGAGGUGGCCUCUUCUGUGAAGCUGUGCCGCCAGGCAGGCAUCCGUGUCAUCAUGAUCACGGGGGACAACAAGGGCACUGCCGUGGCCAUCUGCCGCCGUAUCGGCAUCUUCGGGCAGGAUGAGGACGUGACGUCAAAGGCUUUUACAGGUCGGGAGUUUGAUGAACUCAACCCCUCAGCCCAGAGAGAUGCCUGCUUGAAUGCCCGCUGUUUUGCUCGAGUUGAACCUUCCCACAAGUCUAAAAUCGUAGAAUUUCUUCAGUCUUUUGAUGAGAUUACAGCUAUGACCGGCGACGGUGUGAAUGAUGCUCCUGCUCUGAAGAAAGCCGAGAUUGGCAUUGCUAUGGGCUCUGGCACUGCAGUGGCUAAAACUGCCUCCGAGAUGGUCCUGGCAGAUGACAACUUCUCCACCAUCGUGGCUGCUGUCGAGGAGGGGCGGGCGAUAUACAACAACAUGAAGCAGUUCAUCCGCUACCUCAUCUCGUCUAAUGUGGGGGAAGUUGUCUGUAUUUUCCUGACAGCAGCCCUUGGAUUUCCUGAGGCUUUAAUUCCUGUCCAGCUGCUCUGGGUCAAUCUGGUGACAGAUGGCCUGCCUGCCACUGCACUGGGGUUCAACCCUCCUGAUCUGGACAUCAUGAGUAAGCCACCUCGGAACCCAAAAGAACCGCUGAUCAGUGGGUGGCUGUUUUUCCGUUACCUGGCUAUUGGCUGUUAUGUCGGCGCUGCUACUGUGGGUGCUGCUGCGUGGUGGUUCAUUGCCGCUGAUGGCGGUCCAAGAGUGUCCUUCUACCAGCUGAGUCAUUUCCUACAGUGUAAAGAGGACAAUCCAGACUUUGAAGGAGUAGAUUGUGAAGUCUUUGAGUCUCCCUACCCAAUGACCAUGGCGCUCUCUGUUCUAGUAACCAUAGAGAUGUGUAACGCCCUCAACAGCUUGUCUGAAAACCAGUCCUUGCUGAGGAUGCCCCCUUGGGAGAAUAUCUGGCUCGUGGGCUCCAUCUGCCUGUCCAUGUCACUCCACUUCCUGAUCCUCUACGUGGAACCCUUGCCACUCAUCUUCCAGAUCACACCGCUGAAUGUGACCCAGUGGCUGAUGGUGCUGAAAAUCUCCUUGCCUGUGAUUCUCAUGGAUGAGACGCUCAAGUUUGUGGCCCGCAACUACCUGGAACCCGGUAAAGAGUGUGUGCGUCCUGCCACCAAAUCCUGCUCGCUCUCCGCAUGCACCGAUGGGAUUUCCUGGCCGUUUGUGCUGCUCAUAAUGCCCCUGGUGGUCUGGGUCUAUAGCACAGACACUAACUUUAGUGAUAUGUUCUGGUCUUGACUGACAGUUCCCCGCAAAGAAGAUGUUUAACUUAAUCAAUUAAUUUUUUAUUGUUUAAAGCAACUGUCUAUUUCUGCUGAAUUUUCACAUGAACAUACUGGCUGGUGACGGAGGUUUCAUACUCUAGAUUUUGUUUUGCUUUUUCUGACUCCAGUGGGGCAAGAUUUUCCUUUUUUAUACACAUAAUUAAAGUGUCCAUUGACAUGUACAGAGAACUAACACUAUUUUAUGCAAAUAUUUUUUUGUAGAUGAAAAAGCAUGUACAGUGUUCUGUUUAAUACUCAUCUUUGUAUAAAAAAAUAGUUGAGCCAGCAGACAUUGUCAGCAAAUCAAUUGGCAGCAGAUUUUAGGAAAUGAAUGUGCGUGGUUUUUUCUAAAACUAAAUAGCAUGUAUUGUGUCUUUUGCAUGAUGAUCUGGAUUUAAUUUGAUAUCACAGUCUAAUUUUUAUUCAUUAAGCCAAUUUUUCUGCACUGAGCAGAGUCCUGCUACCUCAGUCAGUAUUUUUUGGUUUGCUACUUCCCUCACCACCCCCCUCAGCCCUCCGUUCACCCCACCCCACCCCACCACACCCCCAGCCCUGCUCGGCUUCUUCUAUAGGAUUUUGAUGGUCCUGUUUACAUCGGUCGUUUUAACAAGAGGUAUGCCUGUUCUCGCUUGUGCAGAAAACAUUGUUCCAGAUUCAAUCGACUGGGUUUAUGUCCCUUCACAUAGUUUUUAAGGUUAUUUAUUUAAAUGUCUAAUGUAUUUUAUUGUAACAGACAUUGUUUUGCGCCAACAUUGCCUAUUUCAGUGGCACUUCAAAAUCUAGUAUAAAAAGAAAAAUAAAACAUUUUAAAUGGACAGAGAAAAAUAACGGUCUUGUUUUUAACUCUUAAGUUCUUAGCUUAGAACUUCAGUUUUACUAUGCUUGAGGGGAAGAAUGAUCCUGUUCUGCUGCAUUAGGUAGUUGUAGGAAUUAUGUUUUUUAAUGUAUAGGCACUAAUUGUCAUCUGUGGUAUACAUUUUAUGCAAGUUUGUGCUGGCCUGUUCUAGCCUGGUGUAGAGAACAUAAGGGCAAGUGCGUGUGUGUGUGCGCGUGUGUUUUGUAAAAUCUGUAAAUAGCACAUGACCAAAUGAACAUAUUGUAUAGAACUAUUUUUAUUUGAAUGUGGCACUAACCACCACCAUCUUUGCGCAUGUUCGAGAUCAGUCUUACCAACAGUAUAUAAGUCAUUAACAGUCCUAACUGUGGUGUUUUCCUCCAAUGCCUUCCAACAUCCAUCAACUAACGUGAGUAUUUCUUCCCUGGGAUUUGGAUGCUUUAGCCUAAAGGUGACUGCCACCAAAUGUGAUAACUAUGUCACUAAUGAAUAAGCCUCUUUGUGUCAGACACUCCUGUGUUCCCUGACUCCCAUGAGCAGUACAGGUGCCCAUGUGGGCUCCCAGAGACUGCGUGGCAUUAGCUAGCUGAAGUGUGACUCCCAUAGAGUUCCACGCCCUGCUUGACAGUGGCAAGAUGUCAGGGUGGGCUGAGCCAGAAAAAAGGCCUGAGGGUAAGAGCCUCAUUGUCUUUUGGCCAGAGCUGUGCUGCCUCUAGUGCUGAAAGAAGGAUUCAUAAAAACAGGGGAGGCGCUUUUGAUCUUUGUUAGCUGCAAGGAAUCAUCCCAGAACUUUGCUUUGUUCAUGAAAAAGCAAAACAUCUAGGGAAAGCUAGUAACUACCUGAACUAGUGAAUUUGAGCAUCAGUGGGUUCAUUUUAAAUAGGCCACCCCACCCCCUUCUAGGUCAUGUCCUCAAUGGCUAAGACUUAGCUCUCCAUGGCAUGCCAAAGCACAGUUACUAGGGCAUGGCUCCGCUCAGCCCAAAACUGCCGGCCAGGUGAGGAGGCCUGUGCAGCAGCACCAGCCCUUCCCACAGGCCCUGACUGUGCUCGAGCAGCUGCUCGGGCUCUGGGUACUGGCGCAGCCAGGAGGUACGAUGCAGAUGCUUGGAGUUUGGGGAGAAGUUAAGGGUGUCAAACAGGACAAGGUCCUGUCAAGUUCAGAGGUCCAAGUUUAAGGGGAUGGAAGAAGAGCAUAGAAACUGACUCUAAAAGCACAAUCCUGGUCAGGCUCACCAUGCUGCCUCCAGCUGCUUUUGGGGAAUUGGGGCUUUCGGGAAGGAAGGCCGGGUUGCCCAGCAGAGAAGGUUAGGGCAGGGUUGGGUUUCGCCAGUGUUGGCAUCAUAGAGUAUGAAAAAUGGGUUGAGUGGCUCAAACGCAAGGAGUGUGUCUGAGCUGCACACUGAAGUAGGCUGUCUGAGCUUGUUGGGUGGGACACUGUUCAGUGGAAACAAAACUAACCAAAUAGCUUUUCCUGACUCAAUUCCUUGACUUAGCAGCCUUACAAAGAAAGUUGAAUGGUGCGGGCUGCAGGAGGAGACACACCUGACCCCAAAUGGCCCUGGGCUGGCUGUUGCCUUGUGGUUUCUCAGCUUCAGCCCCUUCCAGCCCAGAGAGACCAUUUGGGCACCUGCUUCCUUUUGCCCAAAGAGCCGAGAGCAGGUUAGGCCCACUGCUGGCUUUAGCAGGGCCACAUGGGCUUUCCUGGUCAAAAACAUUUCAGCAUCUACUCCUUGGCUAAGUCAACCCACAAAGACCAAGUCUAGCGCCGUGAUCUUGGGCACAUCCCUGGCCUCAGUCCUCCACGCUGCAGUGAGGGCCAGGUGCUCAGCCCUGCCCUCACCCGGCACCCUCAGGAGGGGACAUAGUAAAUGGAGAAGGCAGGGUCGGCUUCAGCCCCACCCUGCACCUGUUUGUCAAGCAGCUCUUGCCUGAGACUCAGCUUCAAGUUCUUACCUGAUGGGCAGGUGGCUUAAGAGUUAUCUGUGUCUCUUUUUGCUACCCCGUGCCUUCCCUGCCUCUUUAAGCUUUGCCCUUUUCCCAGGAGACCUGCCAUUCUCACACAUCCCCUAAUUGGGACACCACUGCAGCGGCUCUGUAAAACGCAAGUGGUCCAUUCUGGAGGGAGCUGUCCUGAGAACUCAGUGAGCUCCCAGGCAAGCAGGGCCGCUGGCCAGCCUCCCUCACAACAGCUGCCACGUCACCCUCUGGCUGGGGCUUCAGCCCAGUGAGUGAGGUGCGCAGACCUCAGGAAUACUGAGACCGCAGUGCUAGCUCAGUGUCUGCCAGCCACCUAGCCACAGCCUAGAGGCAGAGCCCACGGUCUGCAGUGCCCGUGAGCUAAGUCAGUGGCUGCCCUUGACUGUAACCACCGAGUUCUGUUCAAACAACCUCUCUACAGUUACUGAGAAAGGUGGUCCUCGGCCUUCUUGACCGAGGGGAGUGGUGACGAGCCACCAGGACUGGGUGGAGCGGGGCCUUGGCCCAGAGGCCAGCUGUGGGCUGGGAGGGCUGCGCCACUGCCCUGCUGCUCACUCCUCUGUCAGCCUCACCCUCCGCACCGCUAACCAAGACAUUGUCCUGCUUGUCUCUCUGCUCUAAGCGCCUGCAAUGAUGUUAAGUGCCUCAUGGGGUUUUCCUCCAAAGCCUUUGCUGUGGAGCCAGAUGUCGCGAGGGGUCUGUGUCACAGAGUCAGUGCUUCUAGAUGCAACCCCGUGUGGGCGGCACCUCAGGGACAGUCAAUCGGAAAUGCUGGUCUUGAAAUCAAGCUGAAUAUUCUUUUUCAACUGUCACUAUUGAUCUUCAUCUUAAAUAGUUAAUCUAACAUUUCCUCCUGUAUUUCAUGAAGCUGAUUUCCUCUCUCUUUCCUUUUCAGCAAUACUGGAGUAACCACUUCCUAAACCAUUUUGCAGAAAUGUAAGGGUAUUCGGUGUGUGCAUGUGCGUUUUUAGCAACACAUCUACCAACCCUCUGCAUGAUUGAUGUUGGGGGGAAAAGAAAAGUAGAAAAAAGUUCCCAACUCAUUGUGUGUUAUGUGGAGGAAAUGUGUAUUACCAAUGGGGUUUUUAGCUUUUAAAUCAAAAUAUUAUAAAUGUACAAUUUAGCUUAAGGAAUCAGAAAGCCUCUCCAGAGAAGUUUGGUUUCUUUGCUGCAAGAAUAAGGUUCUAAAACCUUAUCCAUGAACUUAGAAGCCAUCGGCCAAGUCACCACAUUUCUCUGUGCAAAACAUCACAGCUUAUGUAAAUGUACAAUAUUCAAUUGUAAUGCAUGCCUUCAGUUGUAAGUAGCCAAUUUCUCUACAGUGACAUUGAAACAUGCUACUUUUUAAUUGGCCCUGUACAGUUUGCUUAUUUAUAAAUUCAUUAAAAACACUACAAGUGUUGAAUGGUUAAAUGUAGGCCUCCAGUUCAUAACUUUGGUUAUUUUUUUAGUGUGCAGACAGCUAUUUCGCACUGUAUUAAAUGUAACUUAUUUAAUGAAAGCAGAAGCAGUAGACAGAUGUUGGUGCAAUACAAAUAUUGUGAUGCAUUUAUCUUAAUAAAAUGCUAAAUGUCAAUUUAUCAAAGCAUGUUUGACUUUAGACUGUAAAUAGAGAUCAGUUUGUUUCUUUCUGUGCUGGUAACAAUAAGUGUUGCACAGACAUGGUUUCAGGUAAAUAAAUCUAUUCUACGAUAAA